Molecule: messenger RNA, 774 nt
Organism: Bipolaris victoriae FI3
Lineage: Eukaryota; Fungi; Ascomycota; Dothideomycetes; Pleosporales; Pleosporaceae
Exons: 3
Coding region: 1-774 (257 amino acids)
Molecular function (GO): oxidoreductase activity
Source: RefSeq, a predicted model, not a curated record
AUGGAAACCUCAUCCUCACCGCACGGCAUCGCGAAUCACCUCUUCGCCAUCACAGGCGCAGCCUCAGGCAUCGGCCGCGCAACAGCCACACUCCUCGUGCAAAGCGGGGCCAAAGUCUCGCUCGCAGACAAAGACGAAGCAUCCGUGCUGCAACUAGCCCUGGAACUCGGCGAAAACGCCACGGGAUACAAAGUCGAUGUUACAAAGAGUGAGGAGGUGGAAGCGUGGAUUGCGGGUGCGGGUGAGAAGUGGGGGAGGGCAUGUAUAGACGGCGCAGUCAACCUCGCAGGUAUAUCCGGGUCCCUAGCCCCAGUCCACGCGCACUCGCCUUCCAACUACGCCGCCGUCUUCGGCGUGAAUGUCGAGGGGACAUUCAAUUGCAUGGCGGCGCAACUACGCAACAUGCGUGUUGCAAACGGCGAUGUACCAGGCGGAUCUAUCGUCAAUGCGGCUUCGAUAACGGGAUUGGUGGGGAAACCGCAUUGCAGUAUUUACUGUGCUUCAAAGCAUGCGGUUGUGGGGCUUACGAAGGCGGCGGCGAAGGAGCAGGCGGAGACGGGGAUAAGGAUUAACGCGAUUGCUCCUGGCUUUGUGGAUACGCCGCUCAUGCAUGCGCUCGACGCCGAACUCGGAUUCGCGCUGCCAAACGAUGCGGUGUUGGGGCGUAGGGCGCGUCCCGAGGAGGUGGCUAGGGUGAUUCGCUUCUUGCUUAGUAGCGAGGCGAGCUUUGUGACUGGAUCGGUGUAUCAGAUCGAUGGUGGGAUGGUGUGCUGA